Messenger RNA from Ciona intestinalis (vase tunicate), 1924 nucleotides. The record is from RefSeq and is a predicted model, not a curated record. NCBI's taxonomy places the organism in Eukaryota, Metazoa, Chordata, Ascidiacea, Phlebobranchia, Cionidae.
CAAAGUGCAUUGCUCGCAAAUUAUUUAACUUGGUUAGUAUUUCAAUGCAUUAGUUGUUGCAAGUUAACACAUUAAACCGAACAUGUCGGACGAAAACGUUAUGGUCACUGGAGCAGAAGUAUACGCGCGGGCUUUGAAAAUUCAGGGAGUGGAAUAUGUGUUUGGAAUAGUUGGUGUUCCAAUCAUGGAGGUUGCCAUGGCAAUCCAGCAGGUUGGGUUAAAGUUCAUUGGAAUGAGGAACGAGCAAUCAGCUGCUUAUGCCGCAGGGGCCAUUGGUUAUCUAACUGGGAGACCAGGUGCUUGCUUGGUUGUUUCUGGCCCCGGUUUGAUCCAUGCAUUAGGAGGUAUGGCAAAUGCAAUGGAAAACUGUUGGCCAAUGAUAGUGUUGGGAGGCUCAUCUGAUGAGGAUCAGCAAGCUAUGGGAGCUUUUCAAGAAUACCCACAGGUUGAAGCAUGCAGGUUGUACAGCAAGUUCGCUGCACGCCCUACCAGUAUCACUAUCAUACCAGAGAUAAUAGAGAAGGCUGUUAGAACUUCAAUAUAUGGAAGACCUGGUGCGUGUUAUGUGGAUAUACCCGGUAACUUUGUCAAUGCUUCAGUAAAGCUGGGAGACUGCAGGUUCCGAUCUGAAUGCCCACCCCCACCACGAAGCUUAGCAGACCCAACUUCCAUAUCUUCAGCUGCUAACCUCAUGCUCGCUGCCAAGAGGCCUCUCAUAAUCAUCGGGAAGGGAGCAGCUUAUGCAAGAGCAGAAGAUGAAGUGAGGAGAUUUGUGGAGGAUCAUAAUCUUCCUUUCCUCCCAACUCCUAUGGGGAAGGGAGUGAUCCCUGAUGAUCACGAGCUCUGUGUUUCAGCUGCCAGAUCAAGAGCUCUGCUUAAUUGUGAUGUCAUAGUUCUUCUUGGUGCUCGGCUAAACUGGCAACUGCAUUUCGGGAGGCAGCCUCGUUUUAACAAGGAUGUUAAGGUGAUCCAAGUCGAUAUCUGUGCGGAGGAAUUACACAACAAUGUUCAAUCUACUGUGGCUUUGUUAGGAAACAUUCCAAAUGUGAUACAGCAGCUUAUUGAACAUUCAAAGAAAACUCACCGUGGAGUUCCAUGGAGGUUGUCCAAGGAUUCUGAUUGGUGGAAAUUUCUGCAGGAAAAGAUUGACAGCAAUGCUGUGUCAACUAAGGCAUUGGCGGAAGACAAGUCUGUGCCUUUGAACUAUUAUGCUGUGUUUGAUGUAUUGACGAAACAUCUGCCUAAGGAUUGUAUUAUAAUAAGUGAAGGGGCGAAUACAAUGGAUAUUAGCAGGACCAUGAUAUUAAACUACCUACCAAGGCACAGAUUAGACGCUGGUACGUUUGGAACAAUGGGAGUUGGUUUGGGGUUCGCUGUUGCUGCAAGUUUGUACUCGCUGGACAUUGCCAAAAAAACUGGCAUGCCACCACAGAAAGUGGUUUGCAUACAAGGAGACAGCGCAUUUGGUUUCUCAGGCAUGGAGUUGGAAACCGUGUGUCGAUACAACCUUCCACUUGUGUUUGUGGUUGUAAACAACAACGGAAUCUACUCAGGCGGAAACAAGGAUUUCUGGGAAGCGAUAAAAAUGUCCGGAGACAUCGCUGUACACGCCCCCCCCACCUUCCUCACACCUGAGUCGAAAUACGAGAAGUUGAUUGAAGCGUUUGGUGGGGAAGGUCACUCGUGCGUGACGGCCGAUCAGCUGGACGAAUCAUUCAAGCGUUGCAUGUCACGCUCCAGUGAGCAAGCGAGUCUCAUUAACGUAAUGAUUGACACGACGUCAGCGAGGAAAGAACAGGAGUUUACUUGGCUGACUAGAAGCAAAAUGUGAUCGCUAUUUAAUGAUGGAUGAUAAAUGUCUAAUUUAUAAAAAUCGUGCUAUGCAAUUUCUCUAAGUAAAAUAAAAUGCAAUUGUGUUUCAAAA